Paramecium pentaurelia is the source of this 1019-nucleotide messenger RNA. The record is from the annotation of a GenBank genome assembly. Lineage: Eukaryota; Ciliophora; Oligohymenophorea; Peniculida; Parameciidae.
AUGUCUAAAUAAAAGCAAUCAAAUUCAUAGAUAUACAAUUUUGAGCCAAUCGGGUGUUAAAUUAAAAGGAAAUAAUAAUGUCAAGCUUUUGCCUUUAAUACUACAAAUACACUCUUAUUUGUAGGAUUUUAGAAUUCAUUAGAAAUUUAUUCUUUUAGUGAUGGAACAUUAAAAUAUUUGAGAUAAUUUAAAAAACAUAAGGAAAAAAUAAGCAGUUUAAAUUAUUUAAAAAGAAGUUAAAAUAUCAUUUCAAGUUCCUUUGAUAAUAGUAUUAUUGUGUGGUCUAAAAAUUUAUUAUCAAGUUCAAAGUACAUAUAAAAAUUAAGUUAACAUAAUGAAGAAAUAUUAUGUUUAGUAAUUGAGCCUAUUUAAGAAAAUUGGAUAGUGAGUGGCAGUCAUGAUGAAACUAUCAAAUUUUGGAUUUAGAAGAAAUCUUAAUGGAUUGUUUAAAAAAGUAUUGAAGGUAAUUAUUCUCCAAUUUGGUCUUUAUCUAUGCUUGAAUCUGGUGUUAAAUUGAUAUCAUUAAGUUCUAAUUAUAUUAUGGUAUUUAAAUAUUGUAAUUCUAAAUGGAUUUUGGAUUAAAAAAUAGAACAUUAAACUUUUGGUUUAAGAGUGUGCUUUAUCAAUAAUGAAACAUUUAUUUUUCAACCUGAAUAUUAAAAUUUUUUUUAUAUUUAUACACUUAAUAAAAAAGGAGAAUAUAUUACUAAAACUAAAAACCCUUCUGAUGAAGAGGCUGAACCAGAUGAUAACUUAUUUCCUGCAUUAUAUAACAAUAAUAAGAGUAUUGUAUUACUUAAAAAUAUGAACGAUGUUUCAAUAUUCAAAGUUUAAAGAAAUUAAAGUAAUUUCUUAUAUAAUGCAUAGAUAAAAAAGUUAUGGAUUUUAAAAUAAAUUAAAUUAUCAAAUUUUAAGUUACUUCUGUAUAUGGAACACUAAGUGAUGAUGGUGAAUAUCUGAUUACUUGGGAUGACCAUUCAAAAUUGAUCUAAGUGAGAAAAUGGAUAAAAAAAAAAUGA